Messenger RNA from Hippocampus zosterae (dwarf seahorse), 693 nucleotides. It is a transcript of the gene arl6ip6, whose product is annotated as ADP-ribosylation factor-like 6 interacting protein 6. The coding region runs from base 88 to 558 and encodes 156 amino acids. The transcript is spliced from 4 exons. The record is from RefSeq and is a predicted model, not a curated record. Lineage: Eukaryota; Metazoa; Chordata; Actinopteri; Syngnathiformes; Syngnathidae.
UGGUUUGCGGAAGUGUCGGUACAAACGCGAAACUGAUACGAUAGUUUAGUUGUUUUUUUUUAUUUACAAUAUUUUUAUUUUUUUUUAAUGCUAAUCUCGAGUGAGUACUUCAAAUUGGAUCAUAUAUCACCCACUGCGGCGAUGGUAGGAGGAAGCGCCAUGAAACAUCGUAAUGGCGUGAAACCGUGGACUGUAGUGGUCAUGUCUGGAGUCGUUUCUGCUGUAUUUGUAGUUGCUAUCGGCGCUUUAUGCGCACUUCUUGACCCCAUACUGCAAGAGUUGCGGGCGGGCAGAGUGAAGAAAGAGGAUGGGGCAGAAGUGAGGAUGUUGGGUUUCUGGAGUGUCCUGGUUCUCUCGGUGUUGGCUGGACUCACCUGCUGUCUCUUCUCAUGGACUCUGACCUACCUCAACUCUUACAAACCAGGCCUGCGGCCACCAACACCGCUGACACUGUUCAGUUUCGGAGACAAACACAACAGAGAUUUCCUGUUGGAUUACGGUGUCGCUCUCCUCAAUGGCGCCAUGGCAACGCUUACUGCCAUCUGGAGCCUGACCUGACUUGAUCCGAUGUUUUUGUCCAUCAGGGAGCGAUGCCCGUUAUAACGUUUUCAGAUAUGAACUGUUCACUUUGAAAUUAUUAGAGAAUUUUUCUUUUUCAUCCAUGUCAAAAUUUGAAUACAAAGUCUAAACAAA